Molecule: messenger RNA, 1410 nt
Organism: Macroventuria anomochaeta
Lineage: Eukaryota; Fungi; Ascomycota; Dothideomycetes; Pleosporales; Didymellaceae
Exons: 1
Coding region: 262-1044 (260 amino acids)
Source: RefSeq, a predicted model, not a curated record
GCUGUUCACUUCAUACUUCUAACAGAGAGUAGUGAUAGAACUAAGUAACAGAGCUCAAGACAUCCUCCGGGCUCACGAAACGCGCAAUCACGUGCACGCGUCAAUACUUUGGUUCGGAUCGUCAAUCUGUGACGUGAUGCAGGAGGGCGGAUACAACCAUCCUACUUUCCAUACUUUCUAAAAGUUGCCGCUUCAGGCAAGUACACUCAAUGCAGUGAUCGCCCCACAACCCAAGCCAUCUCUCCACAAACUACCUUCCCCAUGUCGCUCUUCAGCCUCCCAAACGAGCUCCGCCUGCAAAUCUGGUCGCUCGCCUACUUCAACGAACCACCUCGGCUUGUGACGCUGCGCACCAGAUCCCACUGUGAACGUCACACAGAGAAAGUUUUUUGCCCACGCUUUUCGCCAACCCCACACCCUACUGUACUUAACGUCUGCCGGGAGUCGCGGGCUGAGGUUCAGUUCCAAGCACUACGCGCUGAUCACUUGAUCUAUUUGCCGUCACCGCUCAAUUGGAAUCUCUCACAGUUCUUUUUCCGUCUCGAUACAGACAUCCUAUUCAUCGACAUUGAACACGGGAUCAGCAAACACUAUGAUGACUCGCCUGACUGCGGACUCUUGGCGCAUUUCCUUGAAGCAGUCGGGUGUGAUGCAACAUCUUUGAAGAAGAUUGCGAUUACGCAGAUCGUCCGCGUUGCGUUCACGGAUGGCGCUUUGUCGAACUGCCUGCGCGACUUUCCCAACAUCGAGCACAUCACCAUGGUCAUUGACCCUAAAGAUAUGCGCACCAGCCAAGAAAAGGAACGUUUCGUUUUGGCUGCACGACGCAUCGUCACGCAGUACAGGCUUGAUAUGCGUAUCAGAGCCAAAGCGAGGGGAGAGGUGUAUGUGCACGGCGAACGCAACCUCGAUCUCGACUUCGCCACGCGGAAGGGCACUGGCCUUGAAUUGCUGGAGAAGAGUGUUUGGGAGGUAUGGGGUGAGUUGGAGAGGGGGUGGUGGAAGGAGGACGUGCCGCAGAGGUAUAUUGACUUCUACUUCUGACCACGCAAAUUUUGUAUUACAUCACAGUCUAUGAACGCCACAUUGGUGUUGAAGAUUCGAGGCUACGGCACCUCGAGGUAUAUCCUAUCUCUGGAGAAGUGUUAGUGACCGGACUAAUCUGUAGACAGAUGAAUAAAUCCUACCCUUCUUUCGGUCCUUCCAGGAAGUCAUCUGGAGUCUCAGUCGGCAGCUGGUGCUUCUCAGCCCAGUCGCGGACGACCUCGAAGUUCCGGCACGUGUGUACGGUGUUGAAGUCUACGAACGGCUCGAUGUCUGAGUUGGGUGGCUGGUACCAGACUUGACCCAACACACCGAUAUCGAUGUUGCACAUCAAUUCCUGGCGGAUGAUGUCGAGGCAGUGUGCUG